Molecule: messenger RNA, 1674 nt
Organism: Mycena indigotica
Lineage: Eukaryota; Fungi; Basidiomycota; Agaricomycetes; Agaricales; Mycenaceae
Product: Hexose carrier protein
Exons: 5
Coding region: 1-1674 (557 amino acids)
Biological process (GO): carbohydrate transport; transmembrane transport
Cellular component (GO): membrane
Molecular function (GO): carbohydrate:proton symporter activity
Source: RefSeq, a predicted model, not a curated record
AUGGCCUCUUACGGCUAUACACGUGUCCACGACGAAGACGGCGAUGGAGCCCCGGAAAUACCGCGAAUGCGACCAUAUUUCGGAAUCACUGGCGACCGCCUCAGUGGAUGGGUCACUGUCGCAUGUACUACAGCAAUGAUUCUCUUUGGAUACGACCAGGGCGUGUUUGGCGGGAUUAUAAUCACUCCCGACUUCCUCGAAACGAUGGGCAACCCGAAUCCGAGCUUGCAAGGUGCAAUUGUCGCGUUAUACGACAUUGGCUGUCUCUUUGGCGCGUUGGCUGCAAUGGUCAUCGGCGAACGACUUGGGCGGAAGAAGACAUUUCUCGUUGGAGUAGUCGUCAUGUCGCUUGGAGCACUUAUGCAGACGAGUGCAUAUACGGUAGGGCAGAUGAUAGUUGCCCGAAUAAUCACUGGACUGGGAAACGGGCAAAAUCAAUACUGCAACGGCGCCAGUUUGGCAGAGCGAAACAUGCAAGCCGUCAUGGCGAGGGAAGCUCGUUGUCUUCGAGAUGAUGUAUGUUCUUCCUCUAUAAAUCUCCAUUCUAAUUCCUACCUUCUGCGUAGCAUGAAUAUCGCUGGCUUUGCGCUGAGCAAUUGGAUGACUUAUGGCUUCAGUUUCACCGAAGGAAGUGCGUCAUGGCGCUUUCCUAUUGCAUUCCAACUCUUCUUUUCGGUUGUUCUCUUUGCCACGAUCCCAUGGCUCCCGGAAAGUCCACGAUGGUUGCUGAUGCACGGAUUCGAGACAGAGGGUGUUGCUGUCCUUGCCGCUUUGCACGGCGAGGAUGCUACUCCAGAGGACGAGGCGGUUAUUGACCAGAAGAUGGAGAUUCUCGAAGCCGUCAGAAUGGAGAACGACGCUUCCCCAAGUUGGUCAGAUAUUCUCCAUCUUCGGACUGGCGAGACGGGCAUGGUGCAGCGACUCCUCCUUGGGGCCGGAGCCCAGUUAAUGCAGCAAGGUGUUGGAAUCAAUGUCACGAGCUAUUACCUUCCCCUUGUGCUGCAGAACUCUGUUGGACUAUCGAACAACCUGUCGCGUCUGCUGGCGGCCUGCAACUCCAUCUCAUACCUCCUAUUCGCAUUCUUUGGUCUUGUACUUAUCGAGCGGGCGGGCAGGCGGAAGAUGAUGAUUUGGGGGGCGAUGGGCCAGGCCGUGUGCUACGCAUUCAUCUCGUAUUGUCUCGCACACGCGGAGGACAAGCGAUAUGGGAUCGCAUCGACCUUUUUCUUCUUUUCAUACUACCUUUUCUUUGGCAUUUGUUGGCAAGGCGUUCCUUGGCUUUACCCAGUCGAGAUCAACUCCCUCGCUAUGCGCACGAAAGGCGCCGCACUCGCGACCGCCGCCAACUGGCUGAGCAACUACGUUGUUGUCGAAAUUACUCCGCCAGGCAUCGCGAGUAUGGGCUGGCGGUUCUACCUGAUAUGGAUGUUCUUCAACGUGCUCUUUGUUCCCGUCGUGUGGCUGUUCUACCCCGAGACGGCAAACAGACACUUGGAGGACAUAGACUACCUGUACCGCGAGAACCCGCGCAUGGUGGUGGUGGUGCGCAACAAAGAAGCAAUACAGCUAGAGAGGCCGCAACGGUUUAUUGAGGCAGAACUCAGACGCGCGGCGAGAGAUGGGCAUGUCGUCGUUCAGGGAGUCACAGAUGUAGAGCUUCGCAAACGGACGUGA